AUGAGUUCAAUUCCAGAUCCAGCUGUGACUUCAAUAACAUAUUUAAUACUAACAUUCAGUCUUGACACCGACAAAUUCGGCAACGAAACCAUCCUGGAAUACACUAAGAAAUACUUGGACAUAGGAGAGAAAACUUUCGACUACACGUCGGCAUGGUUCGGAUCCUCCGACUUCUUCAAGCGCAAAUAG
Molecule: messenger RNA, 189 nt
Organism: Sungouiella intermedia
Lineage: Eukaryota; Fungi; Ascomycota; Pichiomycetes; Serinales; Metschnikowiaceae
Source: the annotation of a GenBank genome assembly